Messenger RNA from Aspergillus ibericus CBS 121593, 1578 nucleotides. Its product is annotated as putative MFS allantoate transporter. The record is from RefSeq and is a predicted model, not a curated record. The coding region runs from base 1 to 1578 and encodes 525 amino acids. Gene Ontology annotation, cellular component: membrane. Gene Ontology annotation, biological process: transmembrane transport. NCBI's taxonomy places the organism in Eukaryota, Fungi, Ascomycota, Eurotiomycetes, Eurotiales, Aspergillaceae. Gene Ontology annotation, molecular function: transmembrane transporter activity. The transcript is spliced from 11 exons.
AUGACGGGAAUAUCCGAUCCCAAGCCGCAUUCUGACCAUCAGGAAAAUGUAGCCGACCUAUCUAUAGCCACGGGAACUGAAACCAACCAUGUCGAGUCCGAGUGGAACGAGAAGCGGCCACCCGAUGGCGACACGGCAAUGGCACUCUUUAACGAUCCAGAUGCGCUUCAUGAGGCUAUUGAGCCGGCAGAAGCAAGAAAGCUACUCCGCAAGGUUGACUUGAUGAUUUUACCAUAUCUUGCUGUCUGCUAUGCGUUCUUCUACAUUGACAAGACAACUCUGAGCUAUGCGGCAAUCUUUGGGAUAGAGGAAGAUCUUGAACUCCAUGGCACGCAGUAUAGCUGGCUGUCGAGUAUCUUCUACUUUGGGUUUCUUGUUUGGGCAUUCCCUACUAACUUUCUGCUUCAACGCUUACCAAUUGGAAAGUAUCUCGGAGCCAACAUCUUCAUGUGGGGAGUGUUCCUCAUCAUCCAGGCAGCAUGUCAUAACUUUACCACGCUUGCUGUCCUACGAGCCCUAGGUGGCGCUGCAGAGGCGUGCUCAGACCCUGCCUUCAUGCGCAUCACUAGUAUGUGGUACACGCGACGUGAACAGCCAGUCCGUAUAGGCUUAUGGUAUACUGCCAAUGGCUUUGGGAUCGCGCUUGGCGGCCUUCUCGGCUAUGGAAUUGGUCAUAUCCGAGGGUCUCUUCCUUCGUGGAAGUACGAAUUUAUUGUCAUUGGCUGUCUUUGUGCUGCAUGGGGCAUAGUCAUGUUCAUUCUGCUGCCUGAUUCUCCGGUCACGGCACCUCUUCUCAGCAAGAGGGAGCGUCGAAUCGCAGUUGAGAGAGUGAGAGAGAAUCAAACAGGUAUUGAGAAUAAGCACAUCAAACCUCACCAGAUUCUUGAGGCUUUCUCGGACUACAAGCUCUACUUUUUCUUUUUCCUAGGCUUAGUUUGUAAUGUUCCCAAUGGUGGGAUUUCGAACUUUGGAACGAUCAUCAUUCAAGGCUUUGGUUUCUCAACGCUGGUGACAACCUUGAUGCAGAUUCCCUACGGUGUUAUAAUUGCACUCUCGAUUCUGCUUUGCGUGUAUCUCAACGACCGAUUCGAGAACAAGCGUUGCAUAUUCGUCUUGAUUUUCCUCCUUCCGAACAUCGCUGGGGCGUUUGGGCUACGGUUUGUGCACCAGGACCAUAAAGUCGGUCGAUUGAUCUGCUAUUACUUGACUGGGCCGUACAAUGCCGCUUUCGUGCUGAUUCUCAGUAUGCAAAUUGCCAACACUGCCGGUCACACCAAGAAGGUUGUCACCAAUGCAGUCCUCUUCCUAGGAUACUGCACGGGUAACAUUGCAGGCCCUUUCUUCUACAAGGAGAGCCAAAAACCCACGUACGAACUGGGAAUCUGGUCUAUGAUCGUGUGUCAUCUACUGGAAGCCGUGCUCAUAUCCACGCUUGGUCUUUUGCUCCGGUGGGAGAACCAACGACGUGAUAGGAUCCAGUCUCAGACUGCAGGUGGUCUUGAGGGGAGAGAUCUGGACUCUACCGCGUUCCUGGAUUUGACUGAUCGGGAGAAUCUCAACUUCCGGUAUAUUUAUUAG